AAAAUGCAAAGACUUUGCACUUCAGAAGCAAUGGACAAAUUCAACAGUCUUUCAACACAAUUCUCUAAGUGCUGCCUUUGUGAUUUCUUAAAGGUGAAGAUGCAUACUGUGUCCUCCAUCCAUCUCUUCUACCUGGCCCUGUGUUUGCUCACCUUGACCAGUUCUGCCACAGCAGGGCCUGAGACGCUCUGCGGCGCCGAGCUGGUGGACGCCCUUCAGUUUGUUUGCGGAGAAAGAGGUUUCUACUUCAGCAAGCCCACUGGGUAUGGCUCUAGCAGUCGGCGUUUACACCACACAGGGAUCGUGGAUGAGUGCUGCUUCCGGAGCUGUGAUCUGAGGCGGCUAGAGAUGUACUGUGCGCCAAUUAAGCCAGCCAAGUCAGCUCGCUCGGUGCGUGCCCAACGCCACACCGAUAUGCCCAAAGCCCAAAAGUAUCAGCCCCCAUCCACCAACAGGAGAACGAAGGCUGAGAGGAGGAGGAAAGGAAAUCCAUUUGAAGAACGCAAGCAGAGGAAACUCAGGAAGCAGGAACUACAGAAUGUAAGAACUACCAUCCAGGGGCGAAGAAUGAACAUGCCACCUCUGCAGGAUCCUUCUCUGUAAAUAAGUUAUUUGUUCAACAUUGGAAGACUUUAAAAACAAAAACAAAACACACCAGUUGUUUUAAUAAGCUUGAUGAAAAGGCAAAGCAAUGGGCAUU
This is a messenger RNA of Vombatus ursinus (common wombat), 700 nucleotides long. RefSeq names its product insulin like growth factor 1 (gene IGF1). The record is from RefSeq and is a predicted model, not a curated record. Bases 4 to 603 code for a protein of 199 amino acids. Gene Ontology annotation, molecular function: hormone activity; growth factor activity. Gene Ontology annotation, cellular component: extracellular region. Lineage: Eukaryota; Metazoa; Chordata; Mammalia; Diprotodontia; Vombatidae. The transcript has 6 exons.